Messenger RNA from Polychytrium aggregatum, 735 nucleotides. RefSeq lists its product as uncharacterized. The coding region runs from base 153 to 563 and encodes 136 amino acids. The record is from RefSeq and is a predicted model, not a curated record. NCBI's taxonomy places the organism in Eukaryota, Fungi, Chytridiomycota, Chytridiomycetes, Polychytriales. The transcript has 4 exons. Gene Ontology annotation, molecular function: zinc ion binding; nucleic acid binding.
AGCAUCCGCAGAGCAGCAUCCGCAGAGCAGCAUCCGCAGAGCAGCAUCCGCAGAGCAGCGUCCAAGAACCAGUGCUCGAGAGCCAACCCCGAGGUCUUCCACCCAACUCGCAGCCUCUGUACUCGACGUCCUGCUGCAAACAGCGCAUCACAAUGGGCCGCGUGGGACGAAAGCGCCAGCACCACAGCAUCCGUGACAACCAGCGAAGAUGGAGAACACGGGCUCGCACAAAGGACCUCGACCAAAUCCAGGACGACCUGGAGACCCCCGAAAAGUUCGAGAACCAGCCCGUCGACGUUGACCUGCCGGGUCUUGGACAGCACUAUUGCAUUGAGUGCUCAAAGUAUUUUGUGACGGAGAACUCGCUGGCUGCUCAUAUCCAGAGCAAGAUUCACAAGAAACGAGUCAAGUUGCUGAAGGAGCCAGCUUUCACCCAGAAGGAAGCCGAGGCGGCUGCCGGUCUCUUCACCGACAACGGCAAGGCCGGAUCGACUGGCCCCUCGAAUCCCCUGCCAGCAAAGCCGAAAUCGCAGACACAGGCCAUGGAAGGCAUGGAGUCAUAGUCAUCGUCGACCGCAAAUGCAACCCCCGAUGUUUUGUUCCCACCACCUUCCAAACCAUGCAACGUUCGCAUCACGCCCAAACCCAUCGACUCUCAAUACACCUACAGCACUCGCCCAACGGGAGAUUCCCCCUCUUUAUUUCCUGAACCGUGAAUACACCAUGCUCAUCCAG